Molecule: messenger RNA, 1197 nt
Organism: Monoraphidium neglectum
Lineage: Eukaryota; Viridiplantae; Chlorophyta; Chlorophyceae; Sphaeropleales; Selenastraceae
Exons: 2
Coding region: 1-1197 (398 amino acids)
Biological process (GO): intracellular signal transduction; peptidyl-serine phosphorylation
Molecular function (GO): ATP binding; protein serine/threonine kinase activity
Source: RefSeq, a predicted model, not a curated record
AUGGGCGCUGCGCGGCUCUUUGACGAGGGCACCCCCCUGGGCAGCGGCGGCGAGGGCGAGGUGCGGCGAGUCGAGCUACUGGGCCACCACUACGCUCUGAAGCGCGAGCUGGGUGGUCUCGUAUCAAACGAGGCUUAUGCAGACGCCAUCAGCGGCCCUUGGGUGCAGAAGUGCAUCACCUGCGGCUUUGGCAUGAACCCUGAAGCGCGCUACACGCUUUACGAGCUGGCGCCCGGCAGCCUGACAGACGCACUGAAGGGGCACGCCUUGGCCGCCGCCGCCGCCGCCGCUGACAAGGAGGUUGGUGUCAGCGGCCCGCAGGCCGUGGCGGGCAGCCCGUCAGCCAAGCCAUCCCAUCGUGCGGCGUCGCCGAAUGCCAAGUCCAAGGUGCCCCAGGCGGCCCAGGCUAAGGCCGCGCCGCUUAAGCGGCUGUUCAACGCCGUCUUCAGGCGCGGCAAGAAGGAUUUUGAGGCGCCCCCGUCGUCGCCGCCGCCGCCGCCGCCGCAGCAGCAGCAGGAACAGCAGGCGGCCACGCCCUACCUGCCCAUCCCCGCCGCCAAGGCCCUCGCCGCAGAGCUCAUCAUCGCCGUCGGCACCGUCCACGCCGCCGGCAUCGUGCACCGCGACAUCAAGCCCGACAACCUGCUGGUGGCGGCGGACGGCCACCUGAGGCUCUGCGACUUUGGCUGCGCCGCGCCGGCCUCGGAGCCCGCGCUGGGCGAGAGCGGCACGCAGUUCUUCAUGGCGCCAGAGCACUUUAUCCGUUCGUGCAUCUUGGACAUCGCAGUGCAGCUGGGCUUCCAGUUUGACAGCCGCCCCGGCGACGUGUGGGCCAUGGGCGUGACCCUGGCGGCGAUGCUGCUGCCACUGCCCGAGGUCACCGCUGCGCUGGCCGCCGCGCGCGCCGGCAAGAAGUGGGCGCCCGCGCCCGGCUCCGCCGCCGCGGCGCUGCCGGCCGAGCUGCGGGACCUGCUGUUCCGCGGCAUGCUGGCGCGGCGGCCGCGGCAGCGGCUGACGGUGGCGCAGCUCAAGGGCCACGCGUUCUUCGCCGGCGUCGACUGGGCGGCCGUGGAGGCGCGCGCGGCGCCGCUGCCCAUCGACCUGGUGGCGCUGGCGCGGCGCGGCCGCGAGGCCGCCGCGGCGGCCGCCGCCGCCGCGCCCAGCCCGGCGGCCGCCGUUCCCGUCGCCUGCGCGUGA